This is a messenger RNA of Triticum urartu, 4958 nucleotides long. RefSeq names its product disease resistance protein RGA5. Lineage: Eukaryota; Viridiplantae; Streptophyta; Magnoliopsida; Poales; Poaceae. Gene Ontology annotation, biological process: defense response to other organism. Gene Ontology annotation, molecular function: ADP binding; DNA binding. The record is from RefSeq and is a predicted model, not a curated record.
AUGCGGGCAACCAAACGCGUCCUUAGCUUCCCAUUUGGGUGGGUCCGUUGGAGCUGCACUUACCGCUAGAGAACCCGUUGACUAGUUUUCCCGUGCUCGGAUCUCCGAUUAUCGCCGCAUCCUUGCCUCCAUGGCGGAGAUGGGUUCUUCGCUGGCAGUCACGGGCGCCGCCAUGGAUGCCCCGGUGAGUUCUUCGCUGGCCGAGAUGGGCGCCAUGAAUGCUCCAGUGAGUUCUUCCCUUGGGGUCAUGGGCUCUCUUCUCAGGAAGAUAGAUUCGCUGCUGCCUCUGGAUUACCGGCUGCGAGGGCCACUCAAGGACAGAGUCGCGCUCCUCAAAGUAGAUCUGGAAGAAAUCAGCGUCGCCCUUGUGGAGCAGUCAAUGGUAGAUUCCCCCAAUGAAAUGGCAAAAUACUGGAUGAAUGAGGUGCGUGAACUUUGCUAUGACAUCGAGGAUUUCAUCGACGACAUGAUGUUGACGCACGCCGAUGCCAAGAUGAGGUCGGUGCAGAGCUUCAAGGUUGGCCGUGUCAAGAUCUCUUGGCUUCCCAAGACGGUGAGGCAGUGCACGAGGGCCACCAAGAUCGCAGAACUCAGGGACCUGGUGCGGGAGGCGAUUGAACGACAUGGAAGGUAUCUUGAUGGUUGCACCUCGAGUUCUAGAUCUCUGUUCACUGUGUACGGCCAUAUUCCAUUGAUGUAUACAGAGGCUGCAAACUACCUUGUUGGUGUCGACGACGCCAAGACAAAACUUAUCAAGUGGAUCACCAACGAGGAGCAGCAUCCGUUGUCAGAGGCUGCAAACUACCUUGUUGGUGUCAACGAUGCGAAGACAAAGCUUAUCAAGUUGCUCACCGAUGAGAAGGAGCAGAAGCUGAAAAUUGUGGCCAUAACUGGACAUGCAGGGGUUGGCAAGACCACGCUUGCAAAACAGCUGUACCAUGAAGUUGGGCAGCAAUUCGAGUGCCGCGCUUUCGUGCGGGCAUCCCGGAAACCUGACAUGACAAGACUGCUUGAGGGUAUCCUCUCUCAAGUUGAGCAGCAUCGGUGCCCCUCUAAUUCCUACACAGUGCAAAACCUCAUUGACAAUCUCACCAAACAUCUCCAGAAUAAGAGAUAUGUUAUUGUAAUUGAUGAUUUGUGGGAAACAAUAUCUUGGGAUAUUGUUGCCAGUGCUUUCCCGGAAGGUAAUAACUGCAGUAGAAUAAUAACAACCACAGAAAUUGCGGGCGUAGCUCUGGAAUGCUGUGAUUAUCAAUCUGAUAAUAUUCUGAAGAUGAAACCUCUUGGCGGGGAAGACUCUGGGAAUCUGUUACUCAACCUGGUUUUUGGUCCUGAACGUCUGUGCCCUGAACAAUUAAAGGGGGCUUUGGACAUAAUCAUAGCAAAAUGUGCUGGCUUGCCACUAGCAACCAUUUGUGUAUCUGGUCUUUUAACAACCCAACCGGACAACCCGGAGCUAUGGCAGCAUGUGCAGGAAUUUUUAUGUUCCAAUUUGAGUACAAAUUCUACUUUGGAAGAGACACUGCAGGAAAUACUAAAGCUUAGUUACAUUAGUCUUCCUCACUAUUUGAAGACAUGUUUGAUGUACCUGAGUGUGUAUCCAGAGGGCUGCACAAUGUGGAAGUUUGAUUUGGCUAAGCAGUGGAUAGCUGAAGGUUUCAUCUGUGCGAUAGAAGGAACAGACACAGGGGAAGUUGCAGAUAGCUAUUUUGAAGAGCUUGUCAACAGGGGAAUGAUCCAACCUGUGGAUAUCAACUACAAUGGUGAGGUGUUGUCCUGCACACUGCACCACGCUGUACUUGAUCUUAUUACACUUGAGUCCACCGAAGAGAGAUUUAUCACUUCAUUAGAUUACUCACAGACCAUCAGAGGACAUUAUAGCAAGGCUCGUCGGCUAUCGCUUCACUUCAGCAAUCCCAGAUAUGCAAAGAAACCAACUGGUCUAACACUGUCAAAAGUUCGAUCAAUUGGCUUUUUUGGAAUCAUCAAGUGUGUGCCUACAAUUGUGGGAUUUAAGCAUCUCCGAGUUCUAAUCCUGGAGUUUUGGGGUGAUCAACGGGGGAUUAUGAGUUUUGAUCUCACAAGAAUUAGCAGAUUUUUUCAGCUGAGAUAUUUGAAGAUUUCGUGUGAUGCCAGUGUAGAGGUAGAACUACCAAGCCAGAUGCGAAUGCUGCGGUACUUGGAAACACUGAUAAUUGAUGCAGCAGUGUCUGCAGUUCCAUCAGAUAUUAUUCAUCUCCCAGGCUUGUUGCAUCUCUCUCUUGGAGAUAAGACGGAUCUACCUGAUGAGGUUGGUCGCAUCAGAUCUUUGCGUGCCCUACAUUGUUUUGACCUUAGCAGUAACUCUGAAGACAGUGUACUGAGCCUUGGUGAUCUGUUGAACCUGCAAGAUCUUAACCUCACAUACCGUACAGAAGAGUCAGAUGAUCAUCUGAAGAGAAACCUGGCAGCUCUAGCCUCUUCUCUUGGGAAACUUGUGAAUCUCAAAUCUGUCACUCUGGCUCCUAGUGCUUCAGGAACGGCAAUCUACCAUGAUGUAUGGAGCAGCAUGUCCUCUCUUCCUUUCUUCCUUCAGAGACUUGAGUUGUUGCCCCCCAUUUGCAUCUUCUCCAGGCUUCCGCAGUGCCUUGGGCAACUCCGCAAACUCUGUAUUCUGACAGUUGUUGUUAACGAGCUGCUGAUGGAAGAUAUGGAUAUACUGACAGGAUUGUCCGCCCUCACUGUUUUUUCACUCCAUGUCCGGCAACCAACGUUAGAAAGUAUCAUCUUCAAAAAAAGGGCAUUCCUAGGGCUCAAGUGUUUCAAAUACACAUGUGGUGUACUGUUCCUCACCUUUCAGGAAGAAGCAUUUCCCAAUCUUCAGAGGCUCGAGCUAAGUUUCAAUGCUCACAGAGGAGAACAGUAUUAUGAUUAUCUUUCGGGCAUUGGUUACCUGUUAAAUCUCAAGGAAAUUGCUGGAACGAUUGGGGCAGCCACAGAUGCCGAGGAAUCUGACAGGAGGGUUGCAGAGUCUGCUUUCACAGACGCCAUUCGCAAGCAUCCAAGGUUUCCUAGUUACGACCAUGUAAAAAGAGUAGACUGGGUUCAUGAAGAAUACCAGCUUAGAACCCAAGCGAAAGACUCAUCAAGAGAAAAAUAUGAAACACUGGGAAAACAGCAUGGAAGAAAAGAGGGAGACUCGUUACAUGAACAGACUAGAAUUUUACUGAAAGAAACCGGAGAAGAAACAAAGCAAUGCACCAAUAGCUGGAGUUGUUACUUUCCCGCCACUGAAUCAAUUAUCUUCGAUCAAAUGAAGUCAGACAUGGAGCGGAUACUGAAGGAGGCUCAAACCCGAUGGUUACGCUCUACUGAGAUUUGCGAAAUACUUAAGAAUUACAGGAAUUUCCAUAUAGCUCCAGAGCCACCAAAUAUGCCUGCAAGUGGUUCACUUUUCUUGUUUGAUCGGAAGGUAUUGAGAUUGUUUAGGAAGGAUGGUCAUAAUUGGAGGAAGAAAAAGAAUGGAAAGACUGUCAUAGAAGCCCAUGAAAGAUUAAAAUCUGGAGGCAUCGAUGUGCUUCAUUGCUACUAUGCUCAUGGGGAAGAGAAUAUAAACUUCCAGAGGAGGAGCUAUUGGAUGCUGGAGGAGGACUAUAUGCACAUUGCCCUUGUACAUUAUCUCGAAGUCAAGGUUACACCUAAUCCUUCUAUGGUUGCAACGUUGUUAGCUACUUGUUUACCUUAUCCUUAUGUCUGGACAACACUUUAGGUGCUACAUGUAAAUUAUAUUGCUUCGAUGGCAUGAUUGGUCUUCAUAUACUGUUCCUUUUGUGAUACUAAAUUAAGUAAUCACACUUGUAGUUUUAGUUUAAGAUCAUAGUUGCUAUACCGCCUAUAAGGAGCACUGAUUUGAUUGUUACUAGCCCUGGUGGUUGAUGAGUUUGAUUCUUAUGAUAAACCAGGAAUUAGGCAAUUGUACAUAAGAAACUGUUUCAGUGCUGUGAUAUGUUAAGUGAUUGAUCCUUGAUUAGGUAGCCUUGUCAGAAAUUGUUAAUAAUGCUGUUGAUAACAGGAUAAAAAUGUAAAAUAAGUGCAGAACUUCAAGUGAAAUUAACUAAAAGGGUUAAGAAAUUGGACUCCAUGUUUGUUAGAAUAUUGUGCGUUUAUGCUUGCAUAUGUCCCAGUAUCACAUUGUGUGAAAACUAUCUCAUGAUAAACUGGCUAAUCUGAACAUGUUAAACUGAUUUGUCGCCUAUUUUGGAAACUCUCUGUUUACGCUGGUUUUAGAAGUAAAUUUGUCUUGUUUCUUUGCUUACAAUUUUUACUUUGCCUGCUUACUUUUACUAUCCUGGAUUUAAAGUCUGAGUUUUAGUCGUUGUUGCCUCAUUCGCUGUGAACAAAAGCUUUUCCUGCAAUAAGCCGCUUAAAGUUUCAUUUUCUUUGUAUGUGGAUAUGAACAUCAGGCUGGCAAAUCAAGUUCUCGUACUAGGGGGCAUGAUAACAUGCUACAAGGGGCAUACAAAUUCUAGCAGGGAAAAAUAAUAGGAAAUUGGAAUUUUAGGGGGGGAAAUGCUACCCCAUAAUGCUGCAAUGACAUUGUCAGAGUUAAAAGAGCAUAGCCAAUCUUAACAUGUUUGUUUUUCCAGCCUUUUGGUUACCUAGUGUUGUUAAAGUAUGAAUCUAUGGUACUCCCUCCGAUCCUGCGACACUUGUUAUGGAUCGGAGGGAGUAUUAUAUAGCCACUUUGCACAGAUUAAUAUUUGCAACUUUUAUAGUUAUUUUUUCAGGAUGGCGUGUAUUUAUUUUCUUUGAUUAGUCGUAGUAAUAGUGUUUCCUAUUACACUGUUUAAAAGAUGAUUUCUUUGCUGGUUCUUGCCAUCCCAGCAGACUUAUUUUGUAUGUUAUUUUGCACACUGAUUAAUUGCAUCUGCUUGACUUCCAUGCUACUGAUAUUAUACUAUUAUUGUCUUCAUCCUAAA